AUGAGCCGAAACCUCCUCAAUGAGGGGUUUUCUGACUCCCUCAAUCAUCCUCAUGCAAACACCCCUAGCAACAAUCAGCCACACGUAGAUAAUUUAUCAACCUCAAGCAGCAAACGAAUGAAGAUUUUCAUGCUCAACAUGACACUGGGAUUGGUUGUAGUACUUUUGAUUGUAUUCGGUGGUUUUCAAUUAUUAUUGAUGCCAAUUAAUAAUACCAAGGUGCAUCAAGAUCAAAAGGAAACGAUUCAGAAGCCUCCACAAUCCGAUAAAUGGCACUCCAAUUCAUACAAGAUACCAUUCCGUGCCUUCCUUAAUCGAGAGAAUAUGAUCAAUGAUAUGGAACAAUCACAGCAUGCGUUUCUAAUGACGCACGAAAAUAAUUUAUUGAAUCAACCUUCACGCAUUGCAGAAAUGAAAGCUGGGAGCCCUCGCUUCAUCCACCCCCAAACUGAGGCCAAUAACGAGCCUACAGAUAGGAAUCUCGAGCCCACUCGGCAGUUUAUUGUGAAACUCCGAGAUGGAAUUUUUCAAAAGCAUUCAAAAGGUGAGAGUGCCUUGAAGAGAAAACGAGAAUCGAGUGACUCCAAGUUUGAAUCCAUACUCUCCUCGUUGGUGGUUAAUAAUAAUGUGCUGGGAAACGCUCAUGUGAUUGCAGUAGUGGCUCGUACUAGUGAGUUACUUUAUGCAUCAGAAGAUCAAAACUCUGCUAUUGAAUGGAUUGGAGAAUAUGAAUCUCGAUUCAAAACAUCCAUUAAUUUUGAAAAGCUAGAAAGUAUGUCUAAAAGGAUGCUUAACAAAAGAGAAGGCACAUCCACGUCAAAACAUGGCAUUAAACGUUUCAAUACUACAGCCCAAACAACCAUCCAACAGGAUUCAGUCAGAGGAUUAAGUCCAAAAGACGACAGCUCCAACAUGAUGAUGGACUUUGAAGUUUCAAUUGUUUCAUCCCUUGGUGCCAUUGCUUCGGGAAAGAUGUUGGAAGAGGCAUUUGAAAUUGCUCGUGAAUUGAACUCGCUUUUUUCAACUAAAUUCAAACAAGGAACGGAUUUUAUACCAUUACGUGUAGUGAGCGAGAAUCAAUUGGAAUUGAGCUUCUCACCUCUAGUCGCAAGAGAAAUAGGUUCUAUGCUUCUCUCCCAUCCCAAUGUGCACUUUGUGGAUGUUAAAUUGAGAGUGUCUCUUCUGAACAAGCGAGUAUCGUCCCUGGUUCAAGGUUCGAACUCGAAUUCGACUACUCCCUUCUACGACCUUAACAUUCUUGGAGCUAGUCAAACCAUUGCUAUUGCAGAUACAGGACUUGAUUAUGACAAUUGUUUUUUCAAGGAUUCUACCAGAUCGGUCACUGUCAAUACGCUCAAUACGAACAGGAGGAAGGUUGUGUAUUAUGGAACACUCUAUGGUAACAAUAAGGAUAGCGUCAAUGGACAUGGUACUCAUGUUGUUGGUACUGCUCUUGGUUCUUUAGAAAAUCAAGCUCUUACUUCUGGGCUCAACCAAUACCAUGGAGUUGCACCCUCUGCCAAGGUCUAUUUCACUGACUUGGAAAAUGCACAAGGAGUUCUUUCACUUCCUUCACCUGUGAACACUUUAUUUACAACACCCUAUAGUAGUGCAAGCUCUGUAAGGAUAUUCUCCAACAGCUGGGGAUGCUCACCUGCAUCCUACGUUUCGUGUGUGUAUGAUUGUAGCAGUUGUACACUAUCCAUCUCCUAUGCAGGUCUCCCCGCAGGAACAGAAGUGUCCAAUGACGAUUGCCAACAGCUGUUUGGAGUUCUUACAUGCUGUGAGGUUUGUAACAAGUAUAAUAGCAUGUCUCAAGCAAUAGAUCAAGUGUUGUGGGAUUACAAAGAGGCCGUGAUUGUGUUCGCUCAAGGAAACGAUGGAGACUUGUCAGAAUUUGGAAAUGUUGGUUAUCCUGCCACUGCAAAGAACUCGAUUGCAGUUGGAGCUCACCAAACGACCAAUGAAGGUUUCAUUGAUGGAGUUACGUAUAUUGAUUUUCAAGAAGAACUCACACGAUAUGGAUUUUCCUCCGUAUCAGAAUGUUGUGCUUCAACAUCACACGAAAUAAGAAUGAAGUGUUGCGCCUCCACCAUGACAUCCUAUUAUAGUACCCAUACUUCGUAUUACAAUGAAAAUAAUUUGGGCUAUUUCAGUAGCAGAGGUCCUGCAAGUGGUACCAGAAUCAAACCAGAUGUUGUGGCACCUGGACAUUCGGUGGUGUCUGCACAUUCUGACGGAACCACAUCGUCGAACAAUUGUGGUACUGGUGCUCCCCAAGGUUCAAAUACUGCAGCACGAAUCACAAAGUUUGGAACAAGUAUGGCUGCACCAGCUGUUGCUGGUUCCUUAGCCUUGAUACGAGAAUUUUUUCAAACCCGUUUGCAAAUUACAAAUCCCAAGGGAGCUCUUCUAAAAGCAGCUCUUAUUCACAGUGCAGUUCCGCUCACAGGUACAGUCUCGUACUCUUCGACAGAAACACCUCGAUACUCUAUUUCAGAAUUCUAUGGUACGCCAAAUUACUAUGAUGGAUUCGGCAAAGUACAAAUUGGUAAUCUUAUUAGUAAGGGUGACACUUCUGUGGAGCUUAAAAUUCUUGAGGGUACGUUUGCUUCAGCCACUGACACAUCAAAACUGUGUUUUCGAUUGAAAAACAUUCCCAAUGCAAGCAACGGAAACACAUUUUUCAAAGCUACGUUGUCAUGGUAUGACUAUCCUUCGAGUAUUGCAGUAUCUGCGACUCUUAUUCAUGACCUUGAUUUAAUUGUGAAUCACUACGCCUUGUCGUAUAACACAAGCGCAAACUCCUAUACGAAUAUGACUCUAUAUUUUGGAAAUGGGUUAUUUAACGAAACCGAUGUUCACAAUAAUGUGGAACACGUCGAAGUGAAGUCUAUCAAGUUCAGCUCUUCCAACGACGAGACUCAAAUGAUCAGUCUACAAAUCCUUAAUAAGGGUGUUUCUAAAAGUCAAGAGUUUAAUGUGGUUACCUCCUACGCACAAGGUUAUUGGGAGACAUUGCCUUCAAGCUCGUGCGUUUAUAAGACAUUUGUAGACCCUAUUCCUGAACCAAGUGUUGUUGACAAUAGUACUGUAGUGGUCAAUUCCACUGUGACCAGUAACAAUGCAACCGCAGACAAAAACGAAACACUUUUAAAUAAUUCUACCUCCUCAUGUAUGAACUGUACACACGAUUCUUCGAACAGCACGGUCAAUGCUUCAAACGGUACAGUAUUUGAAAAUAAUUCCACGCUGAGCACAGAUAAUAGCACAACUCCAACUUUAAAUGUGACCAACGGAACCACCACAAGCAAUGAAACCUAUUACGACAAGAACAACACAUCGAUAGGCAAUGAGACCUCAUCUUCAAAUAGUAGUUUUUCAAGUAACAGCUCCAUGGCUGAACAGUCGUCUUGCAUCGCAAACAAUACACAAACGACAGCUAAUUCCACUCAAACCACAAAUAAUAGCACAACACCAUCUCUCAAUGUCACCAAUGGAACCACCACACACAAUGAAACUUAUCAUGACACGAACUACAAUACUUGUUGCAACACCACAAAUAGCACUUUGAUUAGCAAUGGUACUGUUGAUACUGUUUCUUCAUCCAACUCUACUUUCAAUUCAACACUGAAUUCGACGGAUUGCACAAGCUGUACAGUCACAAACACAACCAUACACAAUGGCACGAAUGAUAAGACCAAUCAAACAGAUCCUGGAGUGAAUACUGAAGAAAAUUAUUACUGUCAUGGAAUUCUGUACUCCAACAUUACAAUUGUGUGCAGCGGUCAUGGAGAUUGUGUCUCAACAGACGAGUGCAAAUGCAGAGAUGGAUACCUUGGUACAGAUUGCUCAGCUCCAAAUUGCACCGCUCUCAACAAUUGCAGUUUUAGUGGUCUAUGUAUUGCUCCAAAUAAUUGCUCCUGUUUUACUAACUUUUUCGGGGACGAUUGCUCUCAGCAACGUUCGUAUCCAUCUUACAAUAGGUGUGUUGAGAUAUCCCUAAGCGGUACUUCAUUUUGCAAUGAGACAGCAAGUAUGAAUCAUGAAAUUCUAUUUUAUGAAGGGGCCGUAAAUGCGUCUCAUCUCUCCAAGCUUCUUGAUGAACGAGCUCAAGCAUGUCACACAACUGUUGUGGCUGCUCAACAACUAUCUUGUGACGAGAAUUGCCAAAACGCGUUAAAAGAAUUUUGUUGCCUUGAUGCAUUCCAACAAUGUAACAGAGAGCAGUUAAGUGAGGAACCCAUGUGUAGAGAUACUUGUGAAUAUUUAUCUGAAGCAUCUAAUGUUGUGUUGUCUUGUGAAAAGUAUCCCACAGAAAAGUGUAUGAACGUUUCUUUUAAUUUUGAGCUUAACGGAACUAGAAACAUCGACAACAGUACAAACCAACAAGGCACUUCGUGCAAUGGGGUGGAAAGCACAAACACCUUAAUCGUAUGCUCAGGAAGAGGUACGUGUACUGCACAAGACACUUGUGAAUGCAACGGAAAUUAUAAUGCAAGCUCUUUUUGUUCCACCUGCAUUGCUGGAUUUCAAGGAAAGUCAUGCAACCAAAAGAUCGAUCCAACGCCACAAAGUAUUCCAUACAAGCUAGAUCCAUAUUCCUUUGGAUUUACUUCGGAUGGUGAUAAAAUAGUUGGUAUUGUGAUUUCGUCUCCUCAAUGGCCUGCUGUGAUCAAUUGUGACAUGUUGAUUGCUCCUUCUGACUUGCCUCUUCUCGGAGACUAUGCUACAUGCUCUCUUCUCUCUGGUCCAACAAAUUCCACUCUAGAAAUAACACUUGGAUUCAAUCCUACUGUCGUGGAUCAAAGCGUCAUUUCGUUUGUUGCAACCAAUCCGUUUGAUGAGAAUAUUUUGAUUCGAGUAUACAGCGAGAUUGUGAUUGGUAUUGGUGGUUUUGUCCCUUUGCCUCCAACUAUUGUGCUCAACGAAAAGCCAUUCAUUUCCAGUUGUGAUGAUUUGUAUUUAGAUGCCUCAGAUUCAUACUCCAAUGACAAACGUCCCUUAAGCUUUUCAUUUUCUGCAGUCUCUGCUCCAACUGUUAACGAUUUGAAUCGAUUACAUUCAUACAUUCAGACUGCAUAUUCCAAUUCAGUGUUCAACAGUGCAGCCACUUUGUAUAUUGACAUGGAAACGAUUCAGUCCUUGUCACAGGGAUCUUACAAGAUUGCACUGCAUGUCUUCUCAAUGUUCAAAAAGAAUACUACCAAAGUCAUUGAUGUUACAAUCCUGAACAAUGCUGUACCAUCAUUGAGCAUUGAUAAGGGGCUGUCAAGCACAAUUAUGAUUGGACAAGAAGUCAUUUACACACCCAUUAUUUCAUUCCCAUUCUGUUAUUUGGGAAAUGGAGAUACGACAUUUAGCUAUUCGUUGGACUCGACCAAAUCAUCUGCUUCACAAGUGUCAAUAAUCUCUCAAAACUCCAUGUUGAUAUUUGGUCCAGGUUAUACAGAACUGUCUCGAGAAGGCAUGUACUACUUUGUAGUGACAGCUUCAAGUCACAAGGCUGUUACUACUUCAUUAGCUUUCACAGUUCAUGCACAAUUACCACCGCUUUCAAUAGCAUUUGAUCGAGGUGACACUACCAUAUCUAUGGAAGAUGUAUUUGAAUUCAGAGUUGUCACUUUUGAUUCAAGCCCAAUACAAAAUUUCACAGAACAGGAAGUGAUUGAAAUUGUGUGUUUCAAUGUGACUCAAGGUAUUGAGCAAAGCAAGCAAUGUGAAAACAUUUCAUUGCCAAUUACCACCACCUAUUCGACCUCUCUUGCUCCAGGAAAGUAUAAAUUUACUGCAUCGGUGGUGAAGGGUUCGAGAACAUCCACUGCAUCUAUCAUUGUGACGGUCGUUCAAACAUCAAAGAGCUCACUCCUUCAAGUUUCCAUCAUUAGAGCUGAUGAAAGCUCGUUGGAGAGUUGGCUUGGUGCAGUUGCUUCCAACGAUGUGCCAGUGGAUCCUUCCAAACCACUCAUACUGCAGUCGUAUUGCACGGACACAUUGUCACAACCAACCUAUUUGUGGUCGGUCAGUUCAGGACUCAUAACUCUCCCCGAAGAAUCUCUCUCUAAAAGCUAUUUAAUCAUUCCAACGGAGCUGUUAACGGCUGGUCAAACGUAUUCUGUGUCAUUGCUCAUUCGAGAUGGCAUUCCUUCUCGCACUGGAUCUGCUUCCAUUAGUUUUGUUGUGAACUCAUCGCCAACUACAGGAAGUUUAGAGAUUCUUCCUUCCGUGGGGUCAGCUUUAACCACACAGUUCAAUAUCAAGUGUGGAACUGGAUGGAUCACAAGCAAUACGCCACUCACAUUCAAGUUUAUGUAUUUUGACGAGUUGAACCAGUGUUGGGUUCCUUUGGCUGAACGAUCAGAAAUGCAAACGAUCAAAACAGUCCUACCAAACACUUGUCUUAACACGAGUGAAUGUCAUUUAAGGAUUAAAGUCGUGGCAUUUGAUAGAUAUGCAGCGUCCUCAGAGAUGGAAUCCAGCGUGACCGUUGAAAAGCCGAUUACCUCGAUGGCCAUAAGCACUCUCUCCUCACUGACAUCAAGAAUGAUUACUUCGUCGAGUGUUCUCAAUAUGGCGUCCAUCACAGCCUCUCUUGGAGUUAUUACGUCAAUAUCUACGGAAACAACCACUCAGCAACAACGAGAAGAAUUGUCCAAUGUAACAGCAACAAUUGUGAACGCCUUUAUUCAGAGCAAAUGGAUGAAAUCAAACAUUGCUCAGACCACAGAGUCUGUGAGUGCAACCCUCUCAAUUUUUUCAUCCAUGAACGCAGGAAUUCAAUACAUGACGAAAACUUCUGUGACAACCAUUGCGGACGCUCUUGCCAAUAUUACCGAACUUGCAGCAAGUAGCUCUCAAAUUGUCAUUAGUGAAAGCGUUCUUAAUACCACCAAAAAGAUUUGUGACACACUGUUCAAAUAUAUUACGGAAAAGAGUGCGAGCAGUAACAAGCAAACCAAACGAACGACGUUACCACAGCUCCGUUACGAGUUAGAGGUCAUCAAUAACGCGUAUGAGAAUUUGGCUAUUUCCUACUUGAAAAGUUUAGUUCCAGACAUGCCUCCAUCCGUCAGUACCACUCCUUACUCUUUUCAAUAUUCGGUACGAUCGAGUCUAGGAGCAUUGUUGACUGGCUUACAAGGAACGCUGGAUGGUAAAAACUCAUUUUCACUGUAUCCAAGUGUGAUUUCGAAUGGAAUUUUGUGGUCCAUGAGGAGCCUAGAUAUUCAUAUGAAGAGUUAUGAUUUGAAACGUCAAAAUGACACGAUUCAAACGCUUUUUGGAUCUUCAGAAGAGCUAAGAAGUGCUGUUUCGAAUAUUGUCGAAUUUGCAGUCAUGAGUUCUUCCAAUCCAACACAACGACUGCAUCUGGUAGGAGAGAGUCCCUUGGCAAACAUCACAUUUGAGAUAUUGAACACAGCAAAUAAGAGGUCAUUGUUUGAGAGCCAAGUUCCAGCAUGUGCCAUGUGGAAUGCCGAUCGCAAAGUAUUUGAGGUUGUCAACUCUACAAAUUCCAUGAACAACAAUGCAUCAUGUAAAAUUGUAGAAACACGACACGACACAGUCACAGCUCAAGUUCAUAGGACUGGACUUUUUAUGCUUGUUCCAAAUCCUGUAAGGGAAUUAAAUCCUUAUACGCCUCCUGGUCAAUCUCCCAUACCCAUUCGCUCUCCUCAACAGCCAACUACUGGCAACAGUGAUUUUGAUAUUGCAAUAGCUGUUGUGGUGUGUGUUGUCAUUGGAGUUGUUGUGGCGACAUGCUUCAUUGUUGCGUGUUUGUAUGUAAUUUUGAAAAAGAUGAAAAGGAUGAAAAAAAAGAAAGCCCAGCAGCAAGUUAACAUGUUCCAUGCACAGCAUAUUCCAAUGAAAUCAUUUCCCUUAAGAGUUGAACAGGAUUACCCAGUAGCACCACCAACACUUGGAACAGUAUAA
This is a messenger RNA of Naegleria lovaniensis, 7932 nucleotides long. RefSeq lists its product as uncharacterized. Gene Ontology annotation, biological process: proteolysis. The coding region runs from base 1 to 7932 and encodes 2643 amino acids. The record is from RefSeq and is a predicted model, not a curated record. Lineage: Eukaryota; Heterolobosea; Eutetramitea; Acrasida; Naegleriidae. The transcript is spliced from 2 exons. Gene Ontology annotation, molecular function: serine-type endopeptidase activity; protein binding.